Molecule: messenger RNA, 5101 nt
Organism: Poeciliopsis prolifica (blackstripe livebearer)
Lineage: Eukaryota; Metazoa; Chordata; Actinopteri; Cyprinodontiformes; Poeciliidae
Gene: sike1
Product: suppressor of IKBKE 1
Exons: 5
Coding region: 3265-3927 (220 amino acids)
Source: RefSeq, a predicted model, not a curated record
CAAUUCCAGUUGCUAUUUUGCGUUUCUUCGGUGUUGCCAUUUCUGGUGACUCACAAUAUAAGUUUUCCUUCACUUAAUUUCGUUUAUGUGGCUGGCUCCAUCUAGAGUUGAAACUGACAAGUGUAACAGAGUUGAGCUCAAGCUUUUUGUGCAGGCCAUAUUCAAUUAUAUUUUCAGAAUUUGCUGCGGGCCGGAGUUGGCUCGCGGGCCAUAGUUUGGACACCCAUGCUUCAGGCUAUAAGCCUAUUUUAUUUUUUGCUAAGGAAGAAAAGUCUUCAAGAAAGCGGGUAGCAGAUGUAAUUACUCAUUUGGAGCCCACUGCUACUGCAAAUCAUUUUCUUGAGAAGACGCAGAGGGCUUAUGAAUUUCUCCUCUCUGUAGGUAAUGCAUGUACGUGUAUUAGAGUGUGUGUAUUUCUGAAGAGUGUUAUAUCAAGUCCACAGAAAGUGAGCAAGAUAUGUGUCUGUAAAUAUUUAUUUCUGUUUUCUGUAAAAUUAUGUCUUUCCUAGGCAUGUCUGUACCAGUGCAGCCCACACCUCUGUGGAACAGCAAGUUAUUUUCACCCAAAGAGCAGUGGGCUGGUGAAAAAGCUGAGAACCUGGUCUAUGAACAAACAGAGACCAUAGCUGAGGAGCAUCCAAAGUGCAUGCAAGUGAAAUAAUCUUUGGAUGCUGGUUCUGUGGUACCACCAAACCAGACCUUUAUUGUGCUUGAUCUGGUUCCUGUUUCUCCUUCUAUUGUUCCAUCCAUUCACAUUUGUGCAUUUUUCACUUCUCUCACUGAGAUAAAGUGUUUUUGGUCCCUGAAAGUCACUUUUUUGUAAAGCACAGAAAUGAGACUUUGUUCCUGCUUCAGACCUCAAUAACUACUGCGUAUCAGCAUUUCUGAGCUGUUUCAAAGAUUAUAAAGCUGGAAGUAGAAUGUAGUGGUGAGAAAUUCACAUUUGUGCAUUUUUCACUUCUCUCAUAAAAACGUUUUGAGUCUCUGACAGUUACUUUUUUUUAAUAAAACACAGAAAUUAUACUUUGAAACAGCAUAAAAAGCAGUAAUUUUCUCGUUUGAAGCAUGAACAAAGAUUAUAAAGCUGAAAAUUGACUGUCGUGAUGAGAAUUUGACAUUUGUACAUUUUUCACUUCCUCACUGAGAUAAAGCAUUUUUGGUUUCUGACACUCAUUUUUUUUUUUGUAAAACAGGAUUCAGACGUUGUUCAUGAGAGAGAUAUCUAUACAGCCUUAUGUCAAAAUAUAAUCGAUGGAGUAAUUGAUGACCCUAAUUAUUAAUUGCUUUUAAUUUCCGGUGACAGGAUGUGCCCCCCUUAAAUAAAUAUCACAUCCCUCAAAAUAAAUAUUAGUAAAUCCUCCUAUAUGCCCCAUGUUAAAUCCUCCCAUAUGUCCCACAAUACGUUCUCCUGAUUGUCUCCAUGUUAUUUCCUCCCAUAUAUCCCAUGUUAAAUCCAGCCAUAUGACCCAUGUUAAGUUCUCACAUAUAUCCCAUAUUAAAUCUUCCUGUAUGCCUCAUAUUAAAUCCACCCAUAUGUUCCAUGUUAAGUUCUCACAUAUGCCCCAUAUUAAUUUCACCUUGAUGUCAAAUCCUCCCUUAUGUCCCAUGUUAAAACCUCCCACAUGUCCCAUAUAAAGUUCCCCUGAAUGUCUCCAUGUUAAAUCUUCCCAUAUGUCCCAUUUUAAAUCCUCCCUUAUGUCCCACGUUAAAUCCUCCCAUAUGUGUUUCAGAAGUUCUGUGAAAGGAUGUCAAAAAAGGCUGUAUUUCAGCAAAAGAAGUGAAGAUUUGAAUAUUCAGCACUAUAUUCAAUUUUCAGCCUUAUUAUCUUUUAAACAACAUAGAAAUGCUGAGAAGCAGUCAUUCUGGUUGUUUGAAAUAGGAACCAUGUCAAAAUCUUGUGUUUCAGAAUUUCUCAGACUGGGUGUCAAAAAAAAAAAAAAAAAGAAGCUUUAGCUCAGUGAAAGAAGUGAAAUAUUGACAAUUUGUUAAGUUUCAGCAUUACAUUCAGUUUUCAGGGUUAUUAUCUUUGAAAUACCAGAAAUGCUGAGAAGUUGUAAUUCUGGUUAGCUGAAUCUGGGAACAAGUAUAAAUGUUUUUCAUGAAAGCUGAGGGUCAGACAAAAAAAAGAGCUUUAUUUCAGCGAAAGAAGUGGAAAAUGGACAAACUGUGAAUUUUCAGCACUACAUGAAAUUUUCUGCCUUAUUAUCUUUGAAACAGCAUAGAAAUGCUGAGAAGCAGUGUGAAUUCCCCACCUCCUUCAUGCUCUGCAUGAAGGGCAACGCUUCUCAGCUUUACAUUAAAUUUUCAGCUUUAUUAGUUUUGGAACAGCACAGAAAUGCUUGAAAGCAGUAGUUCUGGUUGAUUGAAAGUGGAAACAAGUGUAAAUCUAAUGUUUUAUGAGUGCCAAGGGUGAGGGAACAAAAACACCUUUUCUCAGUGAAAGAAGUGAAAAAUAAUAUGCUAUAUGCUAAUUAUAACAGUAGUUUUAUUAUAAUUUUUGCAGUAUGACAGCUACAUUUCCCUUUCAUCCUUUUGGAUUAUACACAAAAAAACCACAUUAAAUCUAAAAAAUAAUUUUUCAUAAGAUUUUGAAUUCAAUUGCAGCUUUAUUGCUAAUUUCAUAAAUAUUGAAAAAUUAAAAGUAUGACAAAAAAUAUUGGAAUUUUGUAUAGGAAAUCAUUUUUAAUUUAAUUAUUGGUAAAAUCAAAUUUCGAAUAUUCCAGUGGAUGGCAUCAAUGCGGCAAGCAAAAUGAAAUAUGACACUUGACAAGAAAAUUGUAAAGAUUACUGCUGCAUUUCUGUAAGUCGGAAUUUGCACCAUAACAUCAACAGGUUUUUAAGAGCAGCUUAACUCAAGACGCACCCGAACUAACAGAGCUGAAAGGUAGUUAGCACCAUUCUGCUUGGUCUGCACAAUGUGUAUAAAUGAGUAAAACUUCUACUUAUAACCUAAAAGAGGGAUUCCCGAGCUCUCGUGUGUACUUGAAUGCAGCACAAAAAAAGGCGAAGGGAUACGGAAGUGACGUAGCAUUUCCUCUUACACCACCGAAGGAGUUGACAACAAAAAUUGUUAUUUUGCGUGUCUGUGUGCAGUUUUUCUUCUGUUCACCUUCACAGUCUCACAGUACGUUCUGCAUUGCUAUGACGACGUUCUUAUAAAGAAUCUCGGGCUUUUUGCCUUCAGAAGUCUCCAUUUAGCGGUACUUUCACCCGAAGGUUCAAGCCGCUCUCCUACGUCAGACCCAACUUCUCAGUUUUCCGUCAAUGGCGUGCACUCUAGAGAAAGUGUUAUGUGAUGCUCGGACCCUUCUGGACAGACUGAAGGAGCAUGACACGGCCGCCGAGGGACUGAUAGACCAAACCGGGGCCCUUGGACAGAGGGUGCAGAGCAUGAAGGAGGUGGGGAAUGCUCUCCCAGACAAGAACACUGGAGACAAUACAGAGAUUCAAGAGCUAACGAAGUACAAGCCCCAUGUCCUUCUGACUCAGGAGAACACUCAAAUUAAGGAGCUGCAACAGGAAAAUAAAGAACUGUGGCUGUCUCUUGAAGAACACCAAUACACCCUGGAGCUAAUCAUGGGUCGGUACCGUAAGCAGAUGCUCCAGCUGAUGAUGGCAAAGAAGGAGCUGGACACCAAACCGGUGCUCAGCCUUCAUCAGGACCACGCCAAAGAAGUGCAGAGCCAGGUGGAGCAGAUCUGUGAGAUGGGCCAGGUAAUGAGAAGAGCCUUGCAGGUGGACAAUGAGCACUACUGCUCCGUCCGGGAGCAGCUGGCUCAGCUAGAGAUUGAGAACAAGGAGCUUCGGGACCUUUUGAACAUCAGCAAAGGGUCAGUGAAGAUGACGGGAGAUGAUGGCGUCCAGCUGCCAUCACUCCCACCAGCAGCCCAGUGGGAGCAUUCCCCACUGGUGGCUUCUGAUGAGUGAGCAGAGCAGCUUCUGCCUGAAUUGUGGCUGGGAAAAAGAAAAGAAACCAAACAAGGCAGGAAACAGGGUUGUGGAUUUUCUGGUGAAGGUCACUUGAACACAGCAUUUUACCUGUGUGUGGGUUGUGAAAGCUCUUGUAAAGCAUCACUUUGUACAGUAAUUGUAUGGUCACUGCUGUCAUGUUAGAGUGGAUUUAUCAUAACCUGUGACACUGAUUAAAUGUUUGGUUUGUCACUAAGAUAGUAGAAGCAGCAAAGGAGAUUUGUUUUGUAUUUUGGGAUAAAGAAACAGUUACUCUCAGAGAUACAGAACAGAAAAUGUUCAACUGCUAGGCAGUGGAAACAAAUUCAGGAGCAAUAUGUCAUCGUAACAACGAAAUUCCUCGUUAUAACAAGAAAUGAAACUCAAACAAGGUUUGUCUUUAUAAUAAGAGGAGUUUUAUUUUGUUAAAAGGAUAAACUUUCUUGUUUUAACAAAAUGAGUAUUAUGUCUCACUACAAUGACGAAGUUUCCUUGGACAGAUGCCAACUUGCUCAAAAAGCCAUAAAGUUGCUUGCUAUGACCCUCCUUCUCAUCCUGUUUCCAAGAGCUUUCACUGUUACAAUCUUUAUUUUUUAAAAGAGAAUAUGUUUUGGUUUUAGUGAGAUAUAAAUCCCAUGACAACAACUUUCUUUUACCUGGUUAAAACAAUAUUUUUUUUCUCUCCUUUGAAGAAGAUGGUGGCUAUGAAUUUAUUUCCAAGCUCUUUCAGCUUCUGUUCUGCAGUUUCUACCUCUUGAGUUUACAUUUGCUAGAUUCACGUUCUCAUCCACUUCCCCAUGAAUAAGAAAAUCAACAGCAAUGCCUGCUACGAAAGCCAGCUGGUGUAAGCUCGCUACCAAGAAAGUAACUUUUCACAAAGUUUCACCUGCUGCACAUAAUGCAUUUAUACAUGUAAUAUGUUUGUCACAUAGAGUGGAUUCUCAUGUUAAAGGUCAGUUUCCAGAUUUGGAAGCAGAAGAAAUGUAUCAAACCAGCUCAUGACACAUCUUUGUACAAAGUGAAAGAUUUUAAAAUAUGCCAACUUUUGUUGUGAUUAAAUGUUUGUUGUUAAAAACUCUAAAUUGUCAUCUCAGAAAUCAGUUUAGACUUUAUAACGUUGUACAGGAGUGUGUCAAAUAAAAUGUGCACUUUA